This is a messenger RNA of Larimichthys crocea (large yellow croaker), 3960 nucleotides long. It is a transcript of the gene slc4a1a, whose product is annotated as solute carrier family 4 member 1a (Diego blood group). Gene Ontology annotation, biological process: monoatomic anion transport; bicarbonate transport; transmembrane transport. NCBI's taxonomy places the organism in Eukaryota, Metazoa, Chordata, Actinopteri, Sciaenidae. The record is from RefSeq and is a predicted model, not a curated record. The transcript is spliced from 21 exons. Gene Ontology annotation, molecular function: monoatomic anion transmembrane transporter activity; bicarbonate transmembrane transporter activity; solute:inorganic anion antiporter activity. Gene Ontology annotation, cellular component: plasma membrane; basolateral plasma membrane. The coding region runs from base 202 to 2919 and encodes 905 amino acids.
CGUAGUUUCAUAUGGGUGUUCCCGUUCCUCUUGCUCUCUCUCUCUGUACUCAUCUUUUAGUUAGUUCUGGCUCACUUUAUCAGCGGACUCGUCUUGACUGGACAGAGAUCGUCCUGUUUCCAGUGCUGGGGACCAGGUGGGAGUACCUGCAUGCAGGGAAUUCAUAAAAGUAGCUGAGUGUUCAACAUCUGCAAAACAUUCAUGGACAACAAUUACACUUUUGAGGGGAGUGACUAUGAAGACUCUGCCUACCCCUCUCCAAUGAGACUGACUCCACCAGGCCAGAGCCGCAUCUAUGAUCUGGAGAGGAGACAGGAGGAGGAAAAUGAACCACCUAUGGAGGCCAUCUUCAUCCCCAGUGAUUCAGAGGCUUUUCUGAACAUGAACACCAAUGCCACCACAAGAGGGGAUGCCCAAGCCUAUGUGGAGCUGAAUGAGCUCCAGGGCAACAGCUGGCAGGAGACAAGCCGCUGGGUGGGCUACGAGGAGAACCUUAACCCGGCCACAGGAAAAUGGGGUUCCUCUCAUGUCUCCUAUCUCACCUUCAAGAGUCUGAUCCAGCUCCGCAAGACCAUGAGCACAGGUGCUGUCAUCUUUGACCUGAAUGCCAGCAGUCUGUCUGCUGUGCUUGAGAAGGUGGCUGAUGAACUGCUGAACAAGAAUGAGAUUCGCGCAAGUGACCGAGAUGACCUACUGAGAGCUCUGCUCAUGAGACGCAGUCAGUCUGAAAGACCUGUGGUUACUCCCUCUGGAGACAUUGAGAUGCAGACCUUUUCUGUAACCAAGAAGAGAGACAGCUCUGACAACGUGGAGGCCUCAGUUGUCCUCUCGGGUGCCCUGGACUUCCUACAGAAACCAGUGGUGGCUUUUGUAAGGUUGAGUGACUCUGUUGUGAUGGAGUCUGCCCUGGAGAGUCCCAUCCCUAUUCGCUUCAUUUUUGUGCUGGUGGGCCCCAGCCGGAGCGGAAUGAACUACAGUGAGAGUGGCCGUGCUAUGGGUGCUCUGAUGGCUGACUGGGUGUUCUGUCUGGAGGCCUUCUUGGCCCAAACUGACAAAGAUCUGACCAAUGCCAUCGCUGACUUCAUGGACUGCAGUGUUGUGAUUCCCCCCACUGAGAUCCAAGAUCAGGCAAUGCUUGCACCAAUCAUCAAUUUCCAGCAGAAGAUGCUGCGUGACAGACUGCGUCCCUCCGAUACCCGUCUUGGCUUUGGCGACAGGGUCAAAGCUGAGAAACGUCCAGAGGAGCCACGGGAGGACCCUCUGGCCCGUACUGGCUAUCCUUUCGGUGGGAUGGUGAAGGACCUGAAGCGUCGUUACCGCCACUACAUCAGCGACUACACAGAUGCUCUGAACCCUCAAGUCCUGGCUGCCGUCAUCUUCAUCUACUUUGCUGCCCUGUCCCCGGCUAUCACUUUUGGAGGGCUUCUGGCUGACAAAACAGAAAAAAUGAUGGGUGUGUCAGAGCUUAUGCUCUCCACCAGCAUCCAGGGUGUCAUCUUCUGUAUCAUCGCCGCCCAACCUGUCCUUGUCAUCGGCUUCUCUGGACCACUGCUGGUGUUUGAGGAAGCUUUUUAUACUUUCUGCAAGAGCCAGGGCUUUGAGUAUGUUGUGGGCCGUAUCUGGGUUGGAAUGUGGCUGAUAGUGAUCGUGGUGAUUAUCGUGGCCGUAGAAGGCAGCUUCCUGGUCAGAUUCAUCUCCCGCUUCACUCAGGAGAUCUUCUCCAUCCUCAUCUCUCUCAUUUUCAUCUACGAGACCUUCAAUAAACUCUUCAAGAUCUUCAAAACCCACCCUCUGAUUCUGAACUACGAUCAUCUGAAUACCUCAAUGGAAAACCCCUUCCACCCGGUCUUCAAGGAGCAUAUCGAGUACCAUCCAGAUGGCAACAUAACCGUCCAUCAAGUGGAGGUUGAAAGGCCCUACCCCAACACUGCCCUCCUAUCCAUGUGCCUGAUGUUUGGUUGUUUCUCCAUCGCAUACUUCCUCCGCUCCUUCAAGAAUGGUCAUUACUUGCCCGGCUGGCUUCGACAUUUGAUUGGAGAUUUCGGUGUCCCCAUCGCUAUUUUCUUCAUGAUUGCUGUGGAUAUCAGCAUUGAGGAUGCUUACACUCAGAAACUGGUUGUGCCAAAAGGUAUUGAGGUGACCAACCCCGCAGCCAGAGGCUGGUUCAUCAACCCCAUGGGAAUGAAAAAGGAUUUCCCCAUCUGGAUGAUGGCUGCUUGCUGUGUACCAGCAGUGCUGGUUUUCAUCCUCAUCUUCCUGGAGUCCCAGAUUACUACGCUGAUUGUGAGCAAACCUGAAAGGAAGAUGGUGAAAGGAUCUGGUUUUCACUGGGAUCUGCUUAUCCUGGUCACCAUGGGGGGCAUCUCGUCUAUUUUCGGGGUGCCUUGGCUGAGUGCUGCCACCGUGCGAUCUGUCACCCAUGCCAAUGCUCUCACUGUCAUGAGCAAAGGACCGAAACCAGAGAUUGAGAAGGUGAUCGAACAGCGGAUCAGUGGCAUUCUUGUGGCCAUUUUGGUUGGUGUUUCUAUUUUCAUGGAGCCUCUUCUGAAGAUGAUUCCUAUGACAGCUUUGUUCGGUAUCUUCCUCUACAUGGGUAUCACCUCUCUGAGUGGAAUCCAGAUGUGGGACAGAAUGCUUCUGUUGAUUACACCUAAGAAAUACCAUCCUUCUGACGCCUAUGCCACCAGGGUUAAGACAUUGCGGAUGCAUCUCUUUACUCUGAUCCAGCUUGUAUGCCUGGCUGCCCUGUGGAUGGUGAAGAUGAGUGCCUUCUCUCUGGCUCUGCCUUUUGUCCUCAUUCUCACCAUCCCUCUGCGCAUGUUCAUGACCGGCAGGAUCUUCUCUGUCAUGGAGAUGAAAUGUCUGGACGCAGAUGAUGCCAAAGUUACAUUUGAGGAGGAACCUGGGAAAGAUGUGUAAGAUGAGUGCCCACUGCCGUGAACAAUGUCACGUCAUUAAUGUUUCAUUCACAAACUUUCAAAAGGAACUCAAUUCUUGACUGACAGAAAUCAGGUCUUUAAAAAAAAAAAAGUACUGGUAAACAAACACAGUUUCAAACUAUUCUCUUAUUUAUCUUUAAAGGAUAUUACCUCUCAUUUCUAGAAUUCAUACAUUAUUCUUGUGGCUGAAGCUGUGUGUGUGACCCUCAACCACAACAGAGAAUCAAUGAUAUAGUCCAUAUUGCCAUCAAGAUGUGUAACAGGUCCUGAGCACUCUUGUUUCUUUCAUUUCAUUUUCACAUUUCAUCUUUUCAUGUGACUAGUGAUUAGUUUGGGUUUAUAAAAAAUGCUUCCCUUUUGUUAUUACUUCAGGCUGUUUAGUUUUUUUUAUGAUGCAGGAGAAUUGUUUGAUUUUAUUUAAAUGAGAGGUAUUUUACCUUCAAUACAUUUAUAACAUUGUUUUUUCUUUUAGUGCAUAACUAUGGUAUAGCUUUAAAGUGACUAGAUCUGCUCAUGUUAUAAUAAUGAUACUACCUAACCUAAUGUUGACUAUUUUAUUUUAGCAAAACUGAUUUAUUCCGCUCUUUACACAUGCAUAAAUUAUGAAUUUUUGUGGGACUAUCACACCUUUGCCCCAUACAGUUGCCUUUCCAUUGUUUAGUUUUUAAAAUUGUGUUUCUCAAGUUUGCCUCAUAUGACAUAUUGUGUCUGGUUUACUGAACUAUUUGGUCUUUCCUGUUUAGAACGUGUAUAGAAAGAUGCGUAAUGCACUUAUAUCUUAUUUGAAAUGCUUUUAAUUAUUAUAAAAUAUGAGGGAAUUAGCACUUCCUCACAAUGGGUAAAAAAUGAAUGAUGAGAUAUUUGGAUAUUUGUUUGAGCUGAUUUUACUGAUCAUAUAAUCAGGGGAAAUAUUUUUGUAAAUGUGUCUUAGUGUGCCUUUUCAUGUUGCGUGUGUGUGCUUGAAACACUGUACAUGCUUUGGAUUUUCACUUUAUUUAAAAUAAAAGCCUUUUAAAGUGUU